Messenger RNA from Suillus paluster, 732 nucleotides. RefSeq lists its product as uncharacterized. Gene Ontology annotation, cellular component: nucleus. The transcript has 7 exons. Gene Ontology annotation, biological process: transcription by RNA polymerase II. The record is from RefSeq and is a predicted model, not a curated record. NCBI's taxonomy places the organism in Eukaryota, Fungi, Basidiomycota, Agaricomycetes, Boletales, Suillaceae. Gene Ontology annotation, molecular function: transcription coactivator activity. The coding region runs from base 1 to 732 and encodes 243 amino acids.
AUGGCUCCCAAAGGUGGAAACGCAAAGAAAGAGAGUGGUCGAACUAAAAAGGCUGAGAACGAGGCGAAGAAGCAGGACGCUGCUGUUGCCGAGAAGGGAAAAAAGGAGGCAGAAAAAUGGGAAGACGGAGCCAAGACAAACAAAGCCAAGGAGGAAAAGGAAGCAAAGCGUCUCGCCGAGCUCGCCCGCAAAGCCGAGAAUGCGCGGCUACUUGCAGAGGAGGAAGCUACGCCUGCGAAAGCCAAGCCGACACCCAAAGCUGCUGGCAAGAAGAAAGAUUCUAAACCAGCUGGUCCCGGUGCGAUUGCAGCUGGAGGCGACCCGAGUGCUGCAGCAGCCGAGACGGAGACAAAUCCCAAGGAUGAACCGCCUAAGGAGAUCGAAAGCUAUGCUGCAACCGGCAUCGAUAAUGCACUGGAUCUGCUAGAAGUAGUAACCGCGAAGAUGGACAAGGCCAGUGUAGGGCAGCAAGCUGCAGGUCUCGAAAGGCACCCAGAGCGACGAUUCAAGGCUGCGUUUGAAGCCUACAAGGAUCGCGAGCUGCCAAUUCUCAAAGAGGAGCAUCCAGGGCUACGCCUGCAGCAAUAUCAGGAUCUGCUACACAAGCAGUUCCAGAAAUCGCCGGAUAACCCCUUUAAUCAGGUCACUAUCGCUUACGACGCCACGAAGGAUGAGAAAGUGCAGACACUCAAAGAGAAACAAGAUGCUGUGCAGAAACGAUUGCGCGCAUAA